AGUCUUCACACAAUGAGCUCUUACGAUUGCCUUGUUCUUCUACUUGUUCUGGCAUUAGCCACACUUCACCCAUAUUUGGUUGCAGCUGAUCAGGUGGGCUUGCCUCCGGAAUUCACAAGGUGGCAUGUCUACGUUGUUAACGGAUUGAGCAAUAACAGGACUUUGUUUCUCCAUUGCAAGUCUAAAGACGAUGAUCUAGGCAUCCAAAAUCUCUCUCCGGGUACAAGUUUCACCUGGAGCUUUCGACAAAAUUUUUUUGGGAGAACGCUUUCUUGGUGUUACAUGAGCAAAGACGGCAACGCCCACGCCGCGUUCAAGGUGUUCUGGCAGGAUGCGCUUCUUUUUCACAAGUGUUUAUGGAAGAAUUGCAUUUGGACUGCUAAGGAUGAUGGCAUAUACAUAAAAGAUCUUCCCAGAGAUUCUGAUGAGUAUCGUGGGCAAUGGCAACCAGGAUUACUCCAAGAUUGA
Messenger RNA from Theobroma umbraticum, 468 nucleotides. Its product is annotated as S-protein homolog 1-like. The record is from RefSeq and is a predicted model, not a curated record. NCBI's taxonomy places the organism in Eukaryota, Viridiplantae, Streptophyta, Magnoliopsida, Malvales, Malvaceae.